CAGGGCCCAGCUCCAGACCUCCCCCUUCAAGUUACCUCCCACUUGUAUGUUUUUUACUACUGGCUGCCAAAGUUAGUUUAGUUUCAUCUUUGCCAGAGCCUCUUUGUGUAGGGAGAGGAGGCAAGGCUGCUCACCAGAAGAGGGCCUGGGAAUGGCUGCCCCAACCGUAGUGACGAUCCAGCCCCAAUUUGGCGCGGCCAUGUCCUCUGUCUCGAGGUGCACGUGGCAGACAGGCCUGAUGGACUGCUGCUCCGACUGUGGCGUCUGCUGCUGCGGGAUGUUCUGCUUCCCCUGCCUGGCAUGCCAGGUGGCUGGGGACAUGAACGAGUGCUGCCUGUGUGGGACCAGCGUGGCCAUGAGGACCCUGUACCGCACCAGAUACAACAUCCCGGGGUCCAUUUGCUCUGACUACUGUGUCACCCUGUGGUGCACUGUUUGCUCUGUUUGCCAAAUGAAGAGAGACAUCAACCGCAGGAGGGAGCUUGGCAUAUUCUGAGGCUGCCAUCCUCGCUGCAUCCUUGGAGCUGCUGCAAGCAGGAGUCACCACUGCUCUGACUGUUGGGAAAUGCACCAUGUGGAGCUUGCCUUGACUGCAUUUGAUUUUCCCUACUUAACUGCAGAAAUAAAGUUUUGAGUUUGUCUUCCUACCUCUGUGUA
Molecule: messenger RNA, 657 nt
Organism: Zonotrichia leucophrys gambelii
Lineage: Eukaryota; Metazoa; Chordata; Aves; Passeriformes; Passerellidae
Product: placenta-specific gene 8 protein-like
Exons: 5
Coding region: 152-496 (114 amino acids)
Biological process (GO): positive regulation of transcription by RNA polymerase II
Source: RefSeq, a predicted model, not a curated record